This is a messenger RNA of Saccharomycopsis crataegensis, 1284 nucleotides long. It is a transcript of the gene CCL1, whose product is annotated as TFIIH complex kinase subunit CCL1. Gene Ontology annotation, molecular function: cyclin-dependent protein serine/threonine kinase regulator activity. Gene Ontology annotation, biological process: regulation of cyclin-dependent protein serine/threonine kinase activity; regulation of transcription by RNA polymerase II. Gene Ontology annotation, cellular component: transcription factor TFIIK complex; nucleus. Bases 1 to 1284 code for a protein of 427 amino acids. The transcript has a single exon. Lineage: Eukaryota; Fungi; Ascomycota; Saccharomycetes; Ascoideales; Saccharomycopsidaceae. The record is from RefSeq and is a predicted model, not a curated record.
AUGACCAAGAAAGAGCAGCAGAAAGAAAAGGGGGACAAGGAAAAGAAACCAGUUACCACAGUCGAUGAUCUAUAUCGACACUCCACCCAAUAUAGACUCUGGUCAUUUACCGAGAACCAACUAAAAGAACGCCGUACAAAAGUCAAUGUCCAAGGAAAACGAAGAGCCCUUAAGAAACUCAAAGUGUUUUGCGAAAGAGACGAUAAUGAUCACAAGUUUGAAACUUCUCGUGACUUGCUUCAGCUCGUGAGUGAGGACGAGGAACUUCUUGAAGUCAAUUAUUAUGUUGAUGUACUUCAAAAAUUAUCUUCACAAGUCCUUAAACUUCCAUCCCAAGUACGAGCCACUGCUGUGGCAUUUCUAAAAAGAUUCUAUCUCGUUCAUUCAGUGAUGGAACAUCAUCCCAAGAAAGUCCUUGCUACAUGCUUGUUUUUGGCAGCCAAGUCAGAAAAUUGCUUCAUGGCCCCAAAGACUUUGGCUGAGUACCUUGGUAGUAAAACUACUCCUGAGUCGAUUCUUGAGCUUGAAUUCACAUUAGUUCAAGCUCUACUGUUUACAAUGCUCUGUCAUCAUCCAUACCGGGCCCUUCAUGGGUUUUUGUUCGAUUUUCAAGGGAUUCUUAUCCAUCGACAUCCAAACGGGGUGGUGGUUACCAGAAAAGAUGAGUCCACUGGAGAAAAGAAAAAAUUGAGAAUCAAGAUCAACAAAGACAGAAUAAUGAAAGGUUACGUUGCGGCUAGGGAAUGGGCAGACGUAAGCUUGAAAGGGGAUACAGCAUUUUUAUUCACCCCACCACAAAUUGCGUUGGCAUGUUUUCUAAAAGUUGAUGAGGAAAUGACGGUAGCGUACCUCACAUACAAAUUUGUGAAGGAUCAACAUAAGGAUCGACAAGAGGAAGGAGGAAAAGAAGAAGAGGAAGAAGAGGAAGAGGAAGAUUCUGAUGAUGAGGAUAAUCCAGAGACUAAGUUUGAUAAUGAUGAAGAAAAAGAUGAAAAUAAAACUGAAGAAGAAAAACAGAAAGCAAAAGAGGUAGAAAAGGAAAAAGAAUUGGAAAAGGAAUUGGAAAAAGAACAGCAUAUUCAGUUCUACAAAAAAAUGAUCAAGACCCUUAGAUCUUGUAUACGAACCAUGGAUAGCGUAAGGGGCCCUACUCUUGAUGAGGCCAAGACCAUUGAUAAGAAGGUUCAUUAUUGUAUCAAUCCAGAUAAAUUGCUUAAGAGAAAGCGUCAAGAAGGAGCGGAUGGUGGACAGCACGAUGCUAAAAAGAUCAAGUUAGAAGGGUAA